UCAUAAUAAACAAAGAGGUCUCAGUAAACCAGCCGUAUCCAUGACAACUGUUGUUGUUUGAAUCAAAGAUGUUGACUUAUUUGAUAGCUAUCGUUCGAUGUAAUACGUAUUUCUUAAUUUUCUAGGAUCACUAGUAGUUUUUUAUUCAUUAUACCUCAUUAGUUACAGUAUCGACCAUGACUACUCAGUCGCCGCCUAAUAUUUCCGCUCGCAUUUUCUACGGACUUCGCACAGAUAUUCAGUACAAUGCCCACUAUUUGUCGGAGUCAGAGAUUCUGUACCCUGCUGGAGGUGUCAUCGUCAUCCACAACCACCUCCAGAAGAAACAGAAGUUCAUCAGGCUACAAGAUAAACACAAACCAAUCAAGUCCUUGGUUCUGGCGCCGAACCGACGAUGGCUUGCAUUAAACGAGAUUGCAGAAGAGGGUCAAAAACCUAUUAUAACCAUCUAUGACCUCACGACGUACAAACGCCGAAAGAUUUUGACCGUUCCCUUUGAGCAUUCUCAAGCAAGAGAGUUCGCGUGUGUGCAGUUUACCCAUGACUCAAAAUAUCUUGUGGCGAUAACUGGCGAGCCGGACUGGUAUUUGUACUACUAUAAUUGGGACAAGGGCAAGGUUGAAAGCCACGCUAAAGCGCAAAACCCGAGCGGUCAAGGCAUCGUUCGAAAUGUGUCAUGCAAUCCCACGGAUGCGACUCUAGUGGUUAUAACAGGACCGUACACUUUCCGCAUUAUGAAUGUGUCUGAAACUGUUUGGCGUCAGUGGGGCUGGUGUAAAGCUGAAAAUACAAUCAUAACUAGCUGCAUGUGGCUAACGCCGGACCGCAUCAUGUUCGGCACGGACAACGGGAUGAUCAUGAUGGUGGAGAACGGCGAACUUAGACAGAACUGCAUUUUUAAAGCCGCUGAAGUCACGGAAAUGUCGCUGAAGAAAGUUGAGGCUGAACAGGAGCAAGACACGACAGAUAGAGCCAGCACGUCCAGCAGGCAAGACUCGGCCAGUGAAGACAAGGGAGACGAGGAAAGUUAUCCAGUCACCAGCUUUGUCAAUUUCGCUAAAGGAUUUGUAUUCGGUUGUGGGCCAGGGUAUGUUCACAUGUUUGAAAAGGAAUCCCUCCAUCAAUGGAGAAAGAGAAAUGUCUUUAGGAUUAGUAAAAAAUCUUACAAGCAUACUCGUGAGCAUCCACUGUGGUCUACACUUGAUGAAAUUCAACACAUUACAGUUGAUCCUAAUCAAGAAACCGUGCUUAUAACAACUUUGAGGAAGCAAUUAUACUAUGUGAAAUUGUUUGGACAGCAUAUGUUACAGAACCCCGAGAUAACAUUUAGCGAACUGGGUCCAGCGAUGCAUUAUGGUCGUAUAAACUCCUUAUCGAUGUGUGCCUGGAAACCAAUAUUCAUGACAGCGGGAGAACAGGACAAGAGCAUAAGGAUCUGGAACUACAUGACAGAUGAUGUGGAGAUGAUUAAAUUGUAUCAGGAGGAAAUCCACUGCGUGUCCUUGCACCCUACCGGUCUGUUUGCAAUUGUUGGCUUUUCGGAUAAACUUCGUUUUAUGGUGGUGUUAAUAGAUGACUUUGAAGUCAUGAGAGAGUUUCCUAUAAGGAAUUGCAAGCAAGCCAAGUUUAGUAGCAAUGGACAUUUGUUUGCUGCAGUCAACGGUCAAGUCAUUCAAGUGUUUUCUUCGGUGUCAUUUCAGAAUGUUUUUAAUUUAAAAGGACAUAAUGGGAGGAUUACCAGUCUAUCAUGGUCGGCAAAAGACUUAACAAUGAUAUCGUGCGGCACUGAAGGCGCUGUCUAUGAAUGGAGUAUGGUGACCGGACAACGAGUUGGAGAAGUUAUUUUGAAAACUAACCAGUUUAAUGCUUGCGCUGUAAAUAGCAUUGGGAAAACAGUGUACGGUGUUGGAUCCGAUGGAGAAAUCAAAGAAAUUGGUGCUAAUACCAUUAGAAGAAAUUUGAGCUUGAUCGGCGCCCCACUGGAUACGGUCGUACUUUCUCGAUCGGACUUGAUGCUAUUUAUUAGCGGUGGACCAGGGGGAAUUACCUCAAUACAGCUGCCGUUGUUAGAUAAAGCUAUAUUCAAUGAAUUCCACAUGCACAACAAAAGAGUGACUGGUAUUGCGCUAUCAUACGACGACCAGACACUGGUCUCAGUGGCCGAGGACGCUUCCAUUUGUUUGUGGAGGCUGACGAACGCUGACGGAAGAGCUAUCGCAUUGGAUAAAGAUUUUGCGUACUCCAAAGAAAUUUUGAUAAGCAAAAGGGACUUACAGGAGAAAAUAAAUAACAUAAAUUUAUUGAGUACGCGAAUGAGUGAACUUGAAACAGAGCACACAUAUCAAUUACGUCAAGCUGAGGCGACACAAGCAGAAAAAUUGAAGGAGGUUCAUGAAGGCUAUUGCGCUGCCAUUGAGGAACUUAAGGAAAAGAACGAGCAAAUGGAAAAUGAACACACUCACGAAAUAGGCAUGAUUCAACAAGACAUAGCUAAGUUGCGGUCGGGCCAUGAGAGAACGUUGCAAGCCUUAGAAGCCGAUUUCAAUGUUAGACUGAUUAGCGAGUACGACAGAUACCAGAGUCUUGAAGACAAGACGGCUAGAAUGAGAAAAGAUUAUGAGCAAAGGCUAGAAGAACUCGCGGAGAGCAAACGACAAGCCCUGAGGGAAAUGAAUAACAUGUUUGAAUCGAGGUUGGAAGAAAAAGAUCUUAUGCUACAGGAGUUACAAGAACAAGCAGAUAUGGAGAAAAAAGAACACGAAACAAUUAAAACAUCUAUCGAAGAAGAUGCUGAUCGUGAAAUUAUUGAAAUUCGUACAGCAUACGAAGUUCAGUUGAAGGAAGAAAAAGAUUCCAAUGUGCGUCUCAAGGGAGAAACGGGGCUUAUGAAAAAGAAAUUGAUUAGUGCACAUAAAGACAUUGACGAAUUCAAACAUCAAAUAUCACAAUUAAAAGCCGAACAUAAACAGUUCCAAAAAGUAAUUUCAACUCUUGAACGUGACGUUGCGGAUUUGAAGAAAGAAAUUGGCGAACGAGACAGUUCAAUACAGGACAAAGAAAAGAGAAUAUACGAACUAAAACGGAAGAAACAAGAGCUUGAGAAGUAUAAGUUUGUAUUGAACUUCAAGAUCACUGAAUUGAAGAAUCAGAUAGACCCGUUAGAACGCGAAAUUAAAGCGAAAAAAGUUCGCAUACUUGAGUUGGAAGUCUCAUUGGAAAGUCUUCUAAAGAAAAAAGCUUAUCGUGAACUUAAAAUACAGCAACUCAACGAGAAAUUAAGUUCGGCUAAAAAAGACUUCUUGGCUGAAGCGGAUAGGAACUUAACAUUGAAAAAUACAUUAAAGAAAAUUAAAAUUGAUCUGCACAACAUGACUGCUGAAUUCCAAGAUCCUAUGAAGUUAAAGUUAGCAGUGAAAACUCUAUUUCACAAAUACGUGGAAGACAUCGAUUUUGUCCGGAGUCGCAUAGCGGACGACGAGGCAGUUCGAGAGUUCAAUCGUCAGAGAGAUCACUUGGAGAAGCAAGUGGCAGGCCUCAAGUACCAGCUCAACAAAGCCCUCGGCGGCUCCAAGAGCGAUAUCGGCAAAAUUAUGGACGAAAACUGCACACUGCUUACGGAGAUCAACAACCUGCGUACCGAGUUGAAAUCUACUCGAACUAGAUGCUUCCAAAUGGAAUCUAUCCUGGGCCUCUCUGCUCGGUACAUUCCGCCGGCCACUGCGCGUGCCAAACUCAAACACGUUACCGAAGACAGGGAGAAACUCGAUGAGAAGUUCAAGCAGAAAAUCGAGGAAAAGGAGGAAGUUAUUACGGCGUUGAAGGAAGAAAACGAACGCUUGCUUGUGAAAGUGAGAUGCAAGGGAGAUGAACCAUCGUGGGCAUACGACGCUAAUGCUCAAUAUUAAUGUACCUUAGAACAUGUUUGAAUAGAUUAUUUACCUACUACUCAAUAUUAAUUUCAAUUAAUAAAAUAUCUGGCUAUAAAUGUUGA
Molecule: messenger RNA, 3991 nt
Organism: Helicoverpa armigera (cotton bollworm)
Lineage: Eukaryota; Metazoa; Arthropoda; Insecta; Lepidoptera; Noctuidae
Gene: tous
Product: cilia- and flagella-associated protein 57
Exons: 22
Coding region: 177-3905 (1242 amino acids)
Molecular function (GO): protein binding
Source: RefSeq, a predicted model, not a curated record